CCUGCCUCACUCAGACACACACAGCAGCCGUCACGGAACAACGACAGCCAACGGAGGUCAUCACUCCCCGCGCCGCCAGUAUCUGCUUCCUCCGUGGUCCGUGCCUCUGCCUCCUCCGUUCUGGCUCGUUGGAUCCUGUGCCCGUGCGGCCUCCUCUCCUCGUGCGCCGUACUCUCCUUGCCGGUGGCCUGCUUCUGCUUCUUCGUCUGGUUCUGCUUCCACGCUGCAACCCCAAACCGUGACUCUGCUUCUGCUUCCAUGGUGCAACCCCAAAGUGUAGUGUGUAGGUGAAGUCAGUGGGAUUGUGGCAUACAAGUUUAUUCGUGAAGGAGUCUCACCGCUUUAUACUUGCUUGGAGUUGAGGUUGGUACUCUAUCAUUAAAAUGUAAGCAUACCUGAAAGUCAGUGAAGCUUCAAAAUCAAGACAUAGGAAACAGAAACGACCCAAAUCCCUAAUCCCUCCGUCCCCGCGCAUUUUCCUUUCCUUUCUUCUGCAUCACGAAGAAGAAGAAAAAGAUGGUUUCACAGUACGGCUUCAAAUUUGCCAUCCACCUCAUCACCAACCACUUCGGCAAAAUCGUCGCUAAAGUAUGUGAAACACUGUUUCGGAAGGGGCCCCUGUCUCUGGGAGAGAUCAUUCGCAGCACGGAGCUCACUCCGGAGCAAGUCAAGAACUCACUACUCGUCUUAGUUCAGCACAAUUGUGUCCAAGCUUAUGUCCCCGCCGAUCAAUUUAGGGGUGAGGAUGGAUCCAUGGCGACAGUGGAGUACCUGGCAUUAUUCGAUAACAUAAUCCACCGUUUGAGGUUUCCCAAGUUCUUGGAGAUAGCAAAGCACCAACUUGAUGAUGAAUGUGAGAAGGUUCUUGAUGGUUUGCUUCGCGAUGGUAGGCUUACCCUCAAACAGAUGGUUGAAAGAGCAGUCCAAGGAAAAGAAAAUCCUGGUGCUAUAGAAGCUGUUGUUCGAGAGAGCUUUCAUAAACUUUUGAAGGCACACUAUAUUGAACGCUGCCCCGCACCAGAGCCAGUUGUUUCUACACUCAUUAAGGCAGAAUCUGCUCCUAGAAAGCGGGGUUCUAAGAUGGCCAAGAAAUUUGAAGCACCAGAGACAAUAGAACAACGUGUUCUAGAAGCUGCUGUGCCUGGGGAGGCAAUCAGAUUUGCUGUUACAGCAUAUACACUAGGUAAUGCUGAUAGAGAAGCAAAAUCAGAUGAUUCCUCCAUGGUAAAUGAUGGAGAUAAUAGUGGUGGUAUUGCAAACGAGGGGUCAAUACUUUGGCGUGCAAAUUUUGAGGAAUUUAUACGGCAUCUUAGGCAUAAGUUAUUGGUCGAGAAUGAAAGAAAGCGACUGGAUGAUGGAGCUGCAACUAUCUUAAGUGCCAUAUUGGAUGUGACUAAAACUGUUGAGAAAAAAGUGAAAAUAGAGAAAUCAGCUCCCCUAUCGCUGGAUUCAAUAUUUACUGAAGUGACGAAAACUGAACAUGGUCGUACUAUGACUAUAGAUCGUGUUAGAGCUUCUCUAGUACAGCUGGGUUGUCCACAGAGGAACUUCGAUGAUUCAUAUAGUAUUGAUUUGAAGAGCAUUGUUGAAAUGGCUAGAAAUGAGGAGGUUGAGUCAAUUGUGUUGAAAAGAUUUGGAAGUGAUGCGUACAGAAUAUUUAGGCUCCUGUCAAAGUCUAACUGUUUUCUUGAGACAGAUAAGAUAGCAGAGUCCGCUCUUGUCGAUAAAAAGGAAACUCCUAGAUUACUAUACAAGUUAUGGAAGGAUAACUACUUGUAUAUGGAGAAAUUAGUUGUAACUGCAGCUAAGCAAUCAAGAUUUAUGUUGUGGAAAGUUAAUAAGCCUCUGCUUUGGGAAUAUGUGCUGGACGAGAUGUACCAUGCUGCCUUAAAUUUGAGCUUAAGAUUGGCUUUUGAGCAGGAAAAGGAUGAAGAUCUAUUGCACGUUCCUGCAGACAAGUUGGUUCCUGCAGACAAGUCAAGCGAAGCAAAUGCGCUACAGAAGAGAUACCGGCGACUAAGAGAUGUCCUCUUUCUCAUGGGAUCAUCAUUGAUGAAACUUGAUGAUGCUCUGAUGCUUUUCCAUGACUUCUGAAUGUAACUUCUAGAUUAAGCAAAGGUUACAGACUUGACAUUUUAAUAUUGCCAAAGAAUUUGCAAUUCUAUUGUUCAGGUUCAGGAAUUAUAGCAUGCAACGGAGUGCUGUGCGCAGAUAGAUCAUAGAAGUGGUGAUUUAUGUAAUAGAUUCUUUUCUAACGAGGGAAAGAAGGGGUUCCCCCCGGGGGGGUGUUUGGAGGGAACAAUAAGUUGUAUAUUUCCAUGGAGUUCAUUCAUUGAUUUUAUUAAUGCGCAUCAAUAUCACUUU
Messenger RNA from Arachis duranensis, 2364 nucleotides. RefSeq lists its product as uncharacterized. The transcript has 15 exons. Gene Ontology annotation, cellular component: RNA polymerase III complex. Gene Ontology annotation, molecular function: single-stranded DNA binding. The record is from RefSeq and is a predicted model, not a curated record. The coding region runs from base 517 to 2094 and encodes 525 amino acids. Gene Ontology annotation, biological process: DNA-templated transcription. Lineage: Eukaryota; Viridiplantae; Streptophyta; Magnoliopsida; Fabales; Fabaceae.